Pangasianodon hypophthalmus (striped catfish) is the source of this 951-nucleotide messenger RNA. RefSeq names its product transmembrane inner ear (gene tmie). The coding region runs from base 318 to 815 and encodes 165 amino acids. NCBI's taxonomy places the organism in Eukaryota, Metazoa, Chordata, Actinopteri, Siluriformes, Pangasiidae. The transcript is spliced from 4 exons. The record is from RefSeq and is a predicted model, not a curated record.
AUGACACCGGGCCGUUAAUUAAUUAAUGGCCGUUCAGCAGCAGGCUGGCAGUGGGACACGAGGCUCUCGUCUGUGAGGAAGAACAGAGAGAAGAGGAGGAGGAGGAAGGUGGAGGAGGUAGCAGAGAAGAGGACGAGUGAAAAGAGGAGAAGAAAAGAAGAAAAGAGAAUAAAGGAGAGGAGGAAGGGUGCCACUUUCACCCUGUCGGACUAUCAAUCAACCUGCUGCUGCAGAGGGAGAGAGGGAGAGAGGGAGAGGUGGAACGAGUGGAGAGAGAGACAGAGAGAGAGAGAGAGAGAGAGAGAGAGAGGGAGAGAAUGGCGAUGGACUGGCCCACACAUCCUCCUCCAGCACUGGUUCCGGCCGUGGUGAGUGCCGGAGCGGUUCUGGUUUCCCAUUACGUCUUCAACGCUGCUGCCCAAGUCCCUGAUCCAGCGCUCUUGCCCACAGACCCCCCGCCGAAGCCGGACCCCAUCACCUCGGAGACCGUUGUGUUCUGGGGACUUCGUCUCUGGCAGGUCGUGGGGAUUUUCUCCAUGUUUAUCCUCGCCAUCAUCAUCACUCUGUGCUGCAUCUUUAAAUGUCGAGUUCCUCGCACCAAGAAGGAGAUCGAGGCUCGUCACGCUCAGAGACAGGCAGCUAAGAGCUACGCUAACACGCUGGAGACGGUUCCUCCUCUCAACGAGCUCACUGAGAUACCGGGAGUGAUUCGUACCCUCUCUGAGCAUGUGCAGACUCGUGACGCUAAUCAACUUCCUGCUCUCAACGAGGAAGACGAACCGACCAAUCAGAGUGCUCAGAACGAGACAGGCUAAAACUCUACAUCUGUCUGUCUCUCUCUGUCUGUUUCUCUUCCUGUCUCUCUGUCUGUAUCUGUCUCUCUCUCUCUCUAUCUCUCUGUGUUAAUGCUUUAUCUUGUCUCUGUAUUUCACUCAAUAAACUCAUCUGUCA